AUGCUGUGUUCUCUUUCCGGUGAAGCUCCUCAAGAGCCUGUCGUUUCCAAAUUAUCAGGCGCUGUAUUUGAGAAGCGACUGAUUGAGAAGUAUAUCGAAGAGAAUGGAAAAGAUCCUGUGAGCGGGGAGGACUUAACCCUCGACGACCUUUUACCUAUCAAAUCUUCACGCGUCGUACGACCCCGACCGCCUACUCUCACUUCGAUACCAGCCCUUCUAUCUACUUUCCAAAAUGAAUGGGACGCCCUGGCGCUAGAGACCUAUAAUAUUAGAGAACAGCUGGCGCGAACGAGGGAGGAGCUUGCGACGGCCCUUUACCAGCAUGAUGCAGCUGUCCGUGUUAUUGCGAGAUUGACUAAAGAACGGGACGAAGCUCGAGAUGCGCUGUCUAAGGUGACUGUUUCGGCAGGCGGCGCAAACAAUGGCGAUGCUAUGGCGGUCGACGCUGAAGCCCUACCUGAGGAGCUAGCAGCUAAGGUGGACGAGACACAAGCGAAACUAUCCAAGAGCCGAAAGAAGCGACCCGUUCCGGAGGAUUGGGCAACAGCAGAGGAUAUUGCUACGUUCGCAGUCGAAACCACGAACUCUCUCCCCGUCCCCCAAGCUACAACGGUUAGUGUCGAGGCUACCUAUGCCGCUGUGGGCGGAUUGCAGGGUGACGUUGCUAUCUACUCGAUUGAUUCGGAUAAUGUCGAGCGUGCAUUACAAGUCAACGAACCCGUGACGGAUUCGAUAUGGGACGGGUCCAGAGUUUUCUUCUCGACUUCUAAGGGCUCUGUGAAAGUAUUUGAGAAUGGCAGCGAGAUCGCAUCAUUCUCCGAUCACGCCGGCCCAGCUACCGGCCUUUCCAUUCAUCCGAGCAAGGAAAUAUUGGCAUCUGUCGGCUCUGACAAGAGUUUCGUAUUUUAUGAUCUGGCUAAUUUGCGUCGCGCCACGCGUGUGUACACCAAUGCCACUUUAACAGCUUGCGCCUUCCAUCCUGACGGCCAUCUCUUUGCUGCUGGUACCAGUUCUGGCGAGAUCAAGCUAUUUAUGACUAAGACCGGAGAGGAAGCAGCCUCGUUCCACUUAGGGGCUCCUGUGCAAGCCAUUACCUUCUCCGAAAAUGGUUUCUGGUUUGCAGCCACGGCAAAGGGACAGACUACGGUUACUAUAUUUGAUCUGCGCAAGGAGGGGGAAGCUGCACAGGUCAAGGUGUUGGAUAUCGGUAGCGCAGUACAGGCCCUCGCAUGGGAUUAUUCGCAGCAGUUUCUCGCAACAGCUGGACCCGCCGGAGUCACAGUACAGCAAUACAGCAAAAGCUCCAAGUCUUGGUCAGAACCUUUACGAGCAGCAGUCAGUGCAGUCAGCGUCAAGUGGACUGGAAAUGCAAACAAGCUCGUAGCUGUUAAUGGAGAUGGAGUGAUUAGUGUUCUUACCGCUAAGGAGUCGUAA
Molecule: messenger RNA, 1434 nt
Organism: Daldinia childiae
Lineage: Eukaryota; Fungi; Ascomycota; Sordariomycetes; Xylariales; Hypoxylaceae
Product: Pre-mRNA-processing factor 19
Exons: 5
Coding region: 1-1434 (477 amino acids)
Biological process (GO): DNA repair; mRNA splicing, via spliceosome; protein ubiquitination
Cellular component (GO): U2-type catalytic step 1 spliceosome; cytoplasm; Prp19 complex
Molecular function (GO): ubiquitin protein ligase activity; protein binding
Source: RefSeq, a predicted model, not a curated record